AAUGUAGGUCGCAGUGACCGCAAACCAAGCCCUUCCCAUCAUGCUUUAUUUCCUCUUGAAAGAGUGUUGACAAGCAUCAUGGCUACCAAUUUCAAAAUCGGAGAUUUAGUUUGGGCUAAGAUGAAAGGGUUCCAGGCUUGGCCAGGAAAGAUUGUGGAGCCCAAAGAUAGUGUUAAAAAGCCUUCAAAUAAGAAGAAUGUUCAUUUUGUUUACUUCUAUGGAUCAGAAAACUAUGCUUGGAUCCAAGAAGAAAAUAUCUAUCGUUACCCUGAGUACAAGAGCAAGUAUGAGGGAAGUUCACGUAUCCCUAAAGGUUUCAAGGAAGCUCUGGAAGCCAUUGAUAAUGAGUAUCAGGCUAUGCUGGCAGCAGGAUCUCUGGAAGAUCUUCCAUCAAUUGAUGAAGAGGUUGCAUUGAUGCAGCACAAAUCUGUGGGCUCUGAUGUAGAUGUUACUCCCUCUGCGUCAGCCAGCUCAAGCAGUGUUAAAAAGACAACUAAAAAACAAAAGGAACCAAAGGAAGGAAAGUCUGAAAGUAGAAAGAGUAAACUGAAAUCUCCAGUGAGAAAAGGUGGUGGAACUGGUAUCAAACGUCCUAGUGGUACUCCUGACUCAGGAACACCUUCCACCAAAAGAUUUUUUAUGACUAAAAAUAAAGGUGACUCAGAAGAGACCCAAAAAACUGGGGACGACUCGAUGAGGGAGUCUUAUCAUUUUACACAUGCUAUAGGUGUGGGAGAUUCUACAGUAACAAAACUAGAAGAAUUUGAUGAAGCUGAAUCUGAAGAAAAGGUAUCUGCUAAAACUGUCAUCCCUACCCCACUUAGAAUUGGUUUUCUGGGACUGGGUAUCAUGGGACAAGGAAUGGUUAUGAAUUUACUGAGAUCAGGUCAUGAAGUGACUGUCUGGAACAGAACUGCUACAAAGUGCCGUGAGUUUGUCAAGGCUGGAGCACUCAAGGGAAACAACCCAGCAGAUGUAGUGCAGUCCUGUGACAUUACCUUCACCUGUGUAGCCGACUCCACAGCAGUUAGAGAUAUCAUGUUUGGAAAUAUGGGUGUCCUGGAUGGUAUUUCCAAAGGCAAAUGUUAUGUAGAGAUGUCAACAGUGGAUGAAGAGACUGUUCAAGAUGUUGCUGAUGCUAUCAUGGCCAGAGGAGGUGCAUUUUUGGAAGCUCCAGUGUGUGGCAGUCGUGUUCCAGCUCUAGAAGGUCAACUACUGAUCUUGUCUUCAGGAGACCGAAAAUUGUUUGAUGAUUGCUACUCAUGUUUUGAAGCCAUGGGCAAAAAAUCAUUUUAUCUUGGAAAUGAAGUGGGAACAGCCACUCGUAUGAAGCUAAUCCACAACAUGAUCCUGGGCAAUAUUGUGGCCAGUCUCGCUGAGGGUAUGGCUUUGGCAGAGAAAGUAGGCAUAGAUCUGGAGGAUUUUGCUGAAGUUCUUUCUCUUGGUUCUUUGGCUUGCCGCACAGUCAAUCACAAAAGUCAAGCUAUCUUAAAUGGAAGAUUUGAUCCCCACUUUCCCUUACAACACCAGCAGAAGGAUCUCCGCCUAGUCCUAGGCUUGGGUGAUAGUGUAGAACAGCCUUUGUUCCUAGCUGCUGCUGCAAAUGAGCUGUUUAAGAAAGCCAGGCGGAUGGGUUAUGGUGAUGCUGAUGUUGCAGCUGUAUUCAAAGCUGCUAAUGAAUUCUCUGCAGGAGAUAAGAAUGAAAACAGUACAGAAAACUCGUCCAAAUGAAAACAGUCACUGCCUCAUCUGCUACCAUUACUUUGUUAAUUACAUUCACUUUUGACUAUGUCCAUCAUUGCUAAUGUUCCAUGAGCUCGUAUAUUUUUUUUUUUACAUGUAAUUAAUUAAAGAGAGAAAAAAAAAACUUACCACAUUGUUAGGUUUGUAUAGUUUAUAUAUAAGUACACAAUUAAUAUAUAUUCAUGCAAAUUUUGUUUUGGUACAUAAAUAUUAGACCAACAAACAUUGAAUUAUAAUUGAGCUAAAUAGUUCAUCUACAACUGUACUUAGUUACUUCUUGACUUGUUAAAGUAUCUAAAGAUAUUUGUUUUUUGUUUUAAUUUACAUUUCAAAUAAUAUCAUCCCCAUUUAGGUUUCUUUUUCUGGACAGUAGGAAAGAUAUUAUCUUUCUUGUCAGCCAUAUUUAAUUGAAUCUCUUGUUCUAGACCCAUCAAAUGUAAAAUCAUUUGGUACAAUACAACAAAAACCUCCCCUGCACAACACUACUUUAACACACUACCAUACAGUUGUAUAAUUGUGCAUACCAAAAUCAACUCUAGAUUCAUUAAAAUCGUUGAGAAUACAUGAGUCCUGCCUUGUUAGCCAAGAAGCAGUAGAAAACUCCCAUAAGCCUCCAGCAAAAGACAUUUUUUUUUACUAUCUUUUGUUUCUAUUUAUCUGAACCAAUGUCACAGUAUAUGUCAGUUAUCUAUGAUAUGGAAGUGAUUUUAUUAUUAUUAUUAUUAUUAUUAUUAGAAAACAAAAUAUUUUUAACUUUUCUAUUCAUGUAUCAUUUUAGUUCUGAUAUUUUUUGUUGUACUUCCCACUGUUUGUAAGUCAGGAUUGUGGAAAGUUAAUUGCUUUAAUGCAUUACAUAUUUACGGUCAAAUCUAUUAGAAUAGUGAGGACGCUUGAAUUACACCAUUCAUUCAUUGAUUCAUAUCUUAGUAACUUCAGAUAUAUCAAGUGGUCAUGUAAUACCUUUGAUUGUAACAAGAUUAUACCAGAUUCUGCCAUAACAAAUUAAUGCCACCCCACCCCCUUUUUUUUUCUUCUAUGUUAGGACUAGUUUAUGUUUAAUUACCCAAAUGCUUAUUUUUUUAUAUACACUUUAAACUUUGUAAUGAAGAAAGGAAAGUUUAAAUUUGAUUGGUUUGGUAAAAAAAAAAAAAAGCCACCAUUAUUUGUCAGAAAUGCAUGUUUUUAUUUGAUUCCAUUGCUUUAAUGUUGUGUAUAUUUUUGUAUUCAUGGCUAUUGAUUCAUUUCCAUCUUUUUUUUUUCUUCACAUAUAAACCUUUUAUGAGAGAGCCAGGUUUUGAGUGGGACCUUAAACACUUGAAGUUCAUGAUCUUUAGGCUUCAUUAAUAAAUAGGCCUACUAGAUUCAUUCAUGUGGAGGUGUUUGCUUUUGAGAAUGAUGGUUACAGUUAGACUUGGUUACUACCAUCUAAGUGUCAGUCGAAGACUUGCAUGGGCUUUUCUAGACACUGCCUAGCGAGGAGUUGUGUUGAAAAUUUUUAACGUUUUUGUACAUAUUUUUGAUAAUCUGUGUACCGUUGAUUUACUAGAACCCAUUUUUUUUUUUUUUAUUUGCAAUCAUUCACUAAUGACUCUUAGCGCUAUGGAGUUGUGUUAAGUCAGUGAUCCUUGACAUUCUCAUCCACAUUUUUUUUGUUGUUCUAUUACAAAAUAUUUAUUAUUAAUUUUUUUUUUAAUUCUUUAGGAGCAACUAUUAUUAUUUUUUUUGUGAACAUUUUUUAAAAAAAGAAAUACUGAAUUUAGUGUUGCCUUUUUUAUAUGUUGAAAUUAAUGUUAGCCAAAUUAGAUUCUGACUAAUGUGUUCAGUAAGAUGCAUUCUUUGAGAGAAACCUCUUGAGCAUUGACAUUUUAUUUUGGUUUUAUUUUACUGAAAGAUGAUAGAAGAUUGUGACUAGUGUCCUAAGUUGCUAAAGUUUAAUGUGUGUUCUCAGCUGUUGACACAUGAAUGGAAUUGAGCUUCUAUGUAAACUGUCCUUACAGAAUUGUGUGUACCUGACAACAAAAUAAUGUCUUCAUUUCAAUUAGUGUGAAUGAUUGAGGGUAGGGAGAGGAGAGUUACUAGAAUUAAAUCGACUUAAAAGUAUACAGAUUUAAAUGAUGAAUGCAUAACUUUUAAGGUUUAAAAGCUUUCCUACAGUAUAGAGCUAAGAAGUUUAUUUGAUUUUUCAUACUUUUAGUUUAUCUUGACAUGGACAUUUUUCCAUUGUAAAUUUGUAUGGAACAAAGUCAAAUUAUUUACUUACAUUGCAUAGAAUGUUUAGGUUUUUUAUUUUUGUAAUAGAAAUUGAAAUUUUGACCUAGAAAUGGUUACCAAACUUUUUUGGAAAACUUUUUUUUUUUUGGUUUUGUUUACAGGAUGAUUUUUAAUGGACUAAGGAUGAGUUGUUUUUUUCUCUGUAGGAAUAAUUCAAAUGUUGCAGAGAGAGAGAGAGAUAGUAUUAAGCCUUGUUGAUGAUGUAUUGAGGUUUUGUAUUUGUUGGUCAUGUAGACAUGGUACCACAGAAUCAUUGAUCAAACAUCUUUCUAGAACAUGGACACACUUUGGAGUGCCUGUUGUGUCUUCUAACUCCAUCAAUAAAAGUAUGUCAUUAAUCAU
Molecule: messenger RNA, 4356 nt
Organism: Biomphalaria glabrata
Lineage: Eukaryota; Metazoa; Mollusca; Gastropoda; Planorbidae
Product: cytokine-like nuclear factor N-PAC
Exons: 15
Coding region: 79-1731 (550 amino acids)
Molecular function (GO): NADP binding; NAD binding; oxidoreductase activity, acting on the CH-OH group of donors, NAD or NADP as acceptor
Source: RefSeq, a predicted model, not a curated record